Messenger RNA from Glarea lozoyensis ATCC 20868, 1002 nucleotides. RefSeq lists its product as uncharacterized. The coding region runs from base 1 to 1002 and encodes 333 amino acids. The record is from RefSeq and is a predicted model, not a curated record. Lineage: Eukaryota; Fungi; Ascomycota; Leotiomycetes; Helotiales; Helotiaceae. The transcript has a single exon.
AUGCAUUACCAGCGGCGGCCUGUUAUUCCACAGCCCUCCUCCUUUUCAAGUCACUCCGCAUUCUCGAGCCAACUGUACUCGCCGUCACCGUAUCAUCCGUCGGCACACCUCGUCAACUCCAAUGGCCCAACGACAAAUUCGAUGCCGAAGGAGCAAGUCGGAGGUAUCACUAUGGAGCGGACGAGGUCCGGGAAUUCCAUAUACUCUGAUACUCCUAUCGAGAACCAGUACUUCAAUGAAUCGCUUGAUACUGAUGAAAGAGCUGCUUCGAGAGUUGCGGAACACUUCAAGGCUCGUAAGCACAGAAGAGGCAAACAUGAGGAUAUCCUCCGCAAAAUCAUCAAGCUUGAAGAUCCCAAGGACGUGGGGGAAAUCGACGACAAGUCGCUUUCGAGUAUUGUCACUACAUGCGAUACGAUAUUCUUCGGCGGCGCUCUUGCCGGGCGGGUUCAGUGGGAAUGGUCUUCGCAGGAACGGUAUCAUUCCGAACUGAUAGGAACGACCGCUUUGAGGAAAUGUAGCGAUAGAGAGGGUUACGAAACUUUGAUUAUUCUCUCGGAACCAAUCUUAACGUCCUCACUGUACGAUCGACGCCUACUGCUCUCUGCUUUCAUCCACGAACUCAUACAUUGCUACCUAUUUAUACGUUGUGGCUUCAAGGCUAGAAAUGAAGGUGGCCACACCCGAGGCUGGCACGACAUUGCUUAUAUUAUCAACAAAUGUAUCAACAAAUGGGUUGGAGGGGACUACCUCAGUCUUUGCAAUAUGAAAGCAAACCUCACACACUUCCACAACUCAAGAUACCGUCCAGCCGCGGCUCCCAGGACCCAUGCCUAUAGGCAUGACCUGGAUCAUAACCAUGAUGGUUGCAGUCACAGUCCUGCUCCUCCUGAGUUGUACGGAGAGGUGACAAUGCCAUUCUUGGGUACGUUUGAGACGUCGGUGUCGGAUCGGUCGUACUAUGGCUGGCCGGCCCCAUACGGCGAAUCUCAGUUCUUUUAA